CUCACAACAAACCAACCACUAACAGCACUCAAUCUCACACUUUGAAGCUCACUUGCAAGCUCACAUCUAGCCAGUCUACGGUAGCUACUAGGAAGCAGGAGCUUAUCAAACAUCAAGCAUGACACGAGGACAGCUAACAAGGAAAAAAUGGAUUGGUACACUGCCGACGCUGUUGGUCGGCGUGAUGUUGGGCUACACUGUGUUCAGUGCGCGUUUCAUGCCGCACAUUAGUGACCCAGCAGGUCAAUCUUCUCGGAUGACAGCUUGGGAAGGCGGACCACUUUCGAGACCUUCGUACUCCCAUACCCUCAAAGCAUCUCAGGAGCGAAGUAAGAAGUCACCAAGUGGCUCAUUUCUGAGCAAGACAUCUGGGCCUGGUUGGAAGAUGUGGGAUAGGUCGUCCGUUCUCUUUGCCAACAUGAAUUUGACGUGCAACUGGAAUGACUACCGCCCGUUUAUUCGAGGGGAAGUGGCACCAGCAGUCCCAUUUUGUGCCCAUCCUCUCAGCGACGAUCAUUUUGUCAGCAACAGCAUUGUAAAGAAAGGCCGUCAUGUGGAAUGCGAUGGACUUCCCACCUUGUUGGCCCGUGGUCAAGGCAAUGACGCAUCCAACAAAGAUUCCCCCAUUAUUUAUGUGGAUGUUGGAGCAAACAUUGGUACUUGCGUCAUGCAGAUGCUCUUGACAACCAAUGCAACUAUCUUGGCUUUUGAACCACAUCCCUACAAUCUGUUUGUCAUGACUUCUACCUUCAUGAGACUAGACGAAACGCUCCGUGACCGAAUUCAUCUCUUCCCAAUCGCGUUAGGAGCAGAGUCAGCUGAAUCAACAAUUCACAUGGCAAGUGACAACCGAGGGCAUGCAGUUGUUUCCAAGGUUAUCAAGAUCAAUAAUAGGGCAACAUUUUUGCCCCCAAUGCCCAUCCGCGUGGAGCCCCUAGACUCAAUCGUCCACGACGGAACUCGUGUACAUUUGAUGAAAAUGGAUGCACAGGGCUUCGAAUGCUAUAUCUUUGACGGGAUGAAACGGGUGUUACGAACAUCACGUGUUGUCUUCUUUGAGCUUGAGAAAAAAGUACUCAAUGGAUUUGAAAGAUGUUCCCCACAGGUUCUAUGGGACAAGUUCAUGCAAUUAGGAUUUCAAAUGCACGUGGGCGGUCCAAACCGGAAGGCUACAACAGAAAUGCCUGAGAAGGGCAAAAUCAAUAUCGUGGCCUUGAAGUUGUGAGCGAACGGAAUUGACUGAUUGGAUGAGAAUCGAACUGAUCAAAUGCGUGGAAUGCGCUUUGCGGUAUCGGAAAAUGGACUAAGAAGUGGCGCAAAAGAAUGAAUCCACAGCUCCUCAAAUGGCCGUGUCUCUAUUAGUUAGACCUACCGGUACGGUAGCAUCAGUGGCGACACUUUUUGCAAAUAAAUGUACUGGCUAGCUAGUUUCUGGUGAUAUCUUCAGCUCCAAAC
Messenger RNA from Seminavis robusta, 1455 nucleotides. NCBI's taxonomy places the organism in Eukaryota, Bacillariophyta, Bacillariophyceae, Naviculales, Naviculaceae. The record is from the annotation of a GenBank genome assembly.